Molecule: messenger RNA, 5494 nt
Organism: Larimichthys crocea (large yellow croaker)
Lineage: Eukaryota; Metazoa; Chordata; Actinopteri; Sciaenidae
Gene: nek1
Product: NIMA-related kinase 1
Exons: 36
Coding region: 388-4668 (1426 amino acids)
Biological process (GO): protein phosphorylation
Molecular function (GO): protein kinase activity; ATP binding
Source: RefSeq, a predicted model, not a curated record
UUUUUUCUCUGAAUAUUUAUUUAAGUAAAAGCAGCUGUAUAUUUUGGCAAAUUAAUACCAGAAGGUGUAAAAAUACUCCAUUUAAAUCACGAAUAAAGUCUUAUUUCGUCGUUCAAAAAACUCCCACGGACGGUUGGCUUCUGGUUGCUAUGGAAAAUGUCCACAGCAACGGUCCCAUUGGAGGCGGAGCACUAAAAAGAUGACGGACAGCUGUAUCGACCAAUUACCGAGCUAGAAAUAUGAAGCUGGCCAAUCAGAAUGCAGCAAAAAAACAGAGCCUUAGUUAGAUAGAGAGCGCGAGGGCGGAGGCAAGUAGCAGCAGAGCCUCUGUGAGACAGCAGCCGAAAGACUAAUGGUCCAGCAUGAGGAGCCAGUCAUCCCACUGACAUGGACAAGUACGAAAAGGUGAAGAAAAUCGGGGAAGGUUCAUUUGGAAAGGCCGUCCUUGUCAAAUCCAAACAGGAUGGACACCAAUAUGUCAUCAAAGAGAUUGGCAUAUCUGGAAUGUCAAGCAAAGAGAGGCAGGAAUCUCGUAAAGAGGUUGCCGUUCUUGCCAACAUGAGUCACCCCAACAUCGUGCAGUAUAAGGAGUCUUUUGAAGAGGGGGGCUGCCUGUAUAUUGUGAUGGACUACUGUGAGGGCGGAGACCUCUUCAAGAAGAUCAACUCUCAGAAAGGAGUGCUGUUCUCGGAAGAGCAAAUCUUGGAUUGGUUCGUGCAGAUUUGCCUCGCACUGAAGCACGUGCAUGAUCGUAAAAUCCUGCACAGGGACAUAAAAUCACAGAACAUAUUUCUGACAAAAGAUGGAACUGUACAACUUGGAGACUUUGGAAUUGCAAGGGUGCUGAACAGCACUGUAGAACUGGCACGAACAUGUAUAGGAACACCAUAUUACCUAUCACCAGAGAUCUGUGAAAACAAACCGUACAACAACAAAAGUGAUAUUUGGGCCCUAGGGUGUGUCCUGUAUGAAAUGUGCACCCUUAAGCAUGCAUUUGAGGCUGGCAACAUGAAGAACCUUGUUCUGAAGAUCAUCCGUGGCUCAUACCCUCCCGUGUCCGUUCACUACUCCCAAGAACUGCGCUCCCUCUUGGCACAUCUGUUCAAACGCAACCCACGAGAAAGGCCCUCAGUCAGCAGUAUACUGGACAAAUCUUUCCUAGCCUGUAGGAUAGAGAGGUUCCUCACACCACAGAUCAUCGCUCAGGAAUUCCACCAUACUUUUCUUCACAAGCAGCCUAAAGUGGGUGCGGUGCAGGGGCCACCAGCCAAGCGUUCUGCCCCUGGCUUCAUACCACUUGCCCCAGCCCAGAAGAUCACCAAACCAGCCAGCAAAUACGGAGUGCCUUUAACUGUGAGGAAGGUGUCAGAUGCAGCCAAAAAGCCUGCAGAGAGGAAACCAGCUGUAAAGCAUAAGCCGGCCCCUCUCCCAGCAGCCCCCCAGAGAAGAGUGAGUCAAGUGGAGGAAGAGAGGAAAAAACACGAGGAUGGCAUCAGGAAGAAAAGGAUGGAGCUGAUUGAGAAAGAAAGAAAACAGAGAGAGCAAAUGUUCCUGUUGAAAGCGGACCAAAUGAAGAGAUAUGAAAAGGAGAAGAUCAAUCGUAUAAACCAAGCCAGAGAACAAGGCUGGAAGCAUGUCCUGAGUUCCAGUGGAGGUAGCAGCCCAGAGAGGAAGUGUUAUGUAGGUGGUGGAAAGAGGGGCGUCCCAAGCUCUGUGCACGGUCCUACUCCAGCCCCUGCCCCAGGUAAAAGCCCAUAUAAACACUACCACGCUGCUCUGGACCAAAUGGCUAAACCACAGCCUAAAGCCAUCAGCAGGGAGGGAUCCUCAGCAGGACCAGGCGGUCCCAUCAGAAGUGUACCGGCUGCCGCUGGCCCAGUGCUGCCCAACGGCCCUGCUGGACUCCCUGAUGCAAUCAAGAGAGAACUCCAGAGGCUGCAGCAUGUUUCUAAACAAACCCAUUUUAGUAGACAGUGUGGUCAGAUGACUCCUGGGCGGGCCUAUCAGGUUGAGGAGUUUUUACAGCGGAAGAAAGAAGCCAUGCUCAACAAAGUUCGCGCUGAAGGACAGCUGGGUACUCGGCAAAACCUGACUGCAAUCUAUGGAAGCCGGGCCAGUUCGUUUCGGUGCAGGAGGCCCAAAGCCAACAAAGAGGAGGAGGAGUACCUGUCAAGACUGAGGCAGAUCCGCUUGCAGAACUUCAAUGAGCGUCAGCAGAUCAAAGCGCGACUCAGAGGAGAGAAGUAUGACAGCGAUGGUUCUGACAGCCAGGAGUCCAGCGAGGAGGCAGAGCUCAGGAGAAAGAAGAUAGAGGCUUUGAAAGCCCAGGCGAAUGCCCGUGCCGCUGUGCUCAAAGAGCAACUAGAGAAAAAGAGGAAAGAAGCAUAUGAGAGAGAAAAGAGAGCUUGGGAGGACCAUCUUACAGCUCGGGGGGUGAAGGUUGGCAUGGCAGCAGGAAAUGUAGCAGCAGCAGCAGUAGUAGCAGUGUCAUCUACCCUUGACAGUCCUUCUCCACAGCCCAGUCCCUCUCAGCCAGACCCAGCUGCCAAAGCUCCAUCCCUGCCUGCUCCCAAACCCUCCACCCCAGCUAUAUCCAUGACCGCUGCCCUGAAGAAUGUUGGAGCUAUUACUCCACUAAAAGAAAGCCUGCCUGAGCCAGAGACUGCUACAGUCAUCCAGAGUGAGAAAAAGCAGAUUUUGCGCAGACUUAACCAGAACCUAAAAGCCCAGUGCCCAGUGGAGGAGACGGAGGAGUCGCCUCCACCCCCUGCAGGACCGAGUCCUGCUCCCCAACAGGACCAGUCCAACGCAGAGAAACGUCCCUCUUCCAGCGGAGACCGGAAGAAGUGGGAUGCAGCAGAACUGCCUGUACUUCCUGUGGUUCAGCAAACCUUAGAGGAAACUGGUGCCAUAUCCACUGCCACCUCCGUGUCUCCAGAAGUUCGACCGCCUUCUGGUGGAGACAGGAAGAAGUGGGAGGCAGGAGUUCCGCUUGUCCUCCCUGUAGCCCAACAAACUCUAGAGCAGACAUGCAUCACAACAAUCGAGCAAACAGCGGGUGAAGUUAUUCGGAUGGGUGUGCUGCAUGAAGAAGCCCGUAGGAAGGUGUGGGGUCCAGACUCUGAGGUGCUGAGAGUGCUGCAGGAGGCUGAGCUUCAGCCUCUCACCCAGCAGCUGGAGAAUGUCACCAUUUGUGAGGAAGACUUCACUAGCUCUGAUAAGCCUAAUUGGACAGCAGCAGCUGAGAGUGUGAUGACACCUAAAGAAGUGUUGCCCUCUAAGCCGACGUUGUCUGCUGCAGUGCAGAGCCCAGAGGUUCAGAAAGAGAAGGUGCACACCACACAGGCCUCGCAUCAGGAAAUGUCUGUGGCCGCUGCAGUAGAAAGAGUGACACUGCCACCCAACCUCACCGAGGCUCAGGAUCCAGCAGACGUGGAGUCGGUGGUUUUGGAAGAGAUGCCUAAACAGGCUUUGCGUCCCCCGGCUGGUGUGCAGCAGGCGUGGGAGCACGAAGCCCAACAACCAAUGCCACCAGAGGGUAUCACAAGACCAGCACUCACUAAGGAGGUUGAGAAGAGUGCAGAGAAACCAGCUGAAGCUUUCGGUUUAGCGCAGAGCGAGGAGCCUCUGUUUAUAAAGUUGUGUUCCCCGGCCCACCGACGCACUGCUGCCCUUGCAAUCCUCUCAGCCCAGUCCUCCCUGGAUGAAUCAUCCUCCUCUCUGGCCUCCCGCUCACGCUCUGUCUCACCUCUGCGCUCCAAACACCACGACGCCCUCCUCAUUGGCCUCUCUACCGGCAUGUUUGACAGCAACAAUCCAAAGAUGCUGCGGACAUGCUCUCUGCCAGACCUCAGUCGUCUCUUCAGCGCUCAGCAGGACUCUGCAGCGACCACUGCCAAUGCUGCCCCAGACAACAACCUUGAAAUCGAGGACCUGGACGAGGCAGCUAAAGUUGACGACCAGUCAGAGGCCGAAGAUGCAUAUGAGGAUGAAGACCUACGGGACAUCCGGGCCUCCAUGGAGAGGCUGCUGCAAGAAGAAGGCGACUUAAUGAGGAGCCCUGCAGAGGUCGGUGCAGGCGACUUCAACGGAAACCCAUCAGAGGGCGAAGAUCAAGAGCUUUUCAACAGCAUAGCAGCUGACAUGGAUCAUGAGAACAAUCAGAUGGCAGUAGAUGACGACGAGGAUGAUGAUGACGAUGAAGAGGAGGACGAGGAGGAGGAGGAAGAAGAGGAAGAAGACGUGGAAGAGGAGGACGAGGAGGACGAGGAUGAGGAAUGCUCUAAUGGGAGUCCUGGUGAUGAGGAUGCAGGGGAGUUGCUUAGUAACGGCGUGGGAGAGGAAAACCUAACGAAUACCUGCCAGCUCAAUGAAGAGUGGCAGUCAGAUGGCAGUGUAGAGGACCAGGGCGUCGAGGCUGCGCAACAUGACAGCAUCUUCAGCCGUCUGGAAGAACUUCGAUUCAACCUGGAGCAGCAGAUGGGCUUUGAGAAGUUCAUCGAGGCGUACAAUAAGAUUAAGGCUAUACAUGAAGACGAAGAUGAGAAUAUCGACCUGGGCUCCAGUUUUGUGUUGAGCAUCUUGGGAACUGAGCACCAGCAUCUGUAUCCCAACAUCCUUCAUCUAGUGAUGGCAGAUGGCGCAUACCAAGAAGAUAAUGAUGAAUAAUGUUUUGUGCAACCGAGCUGCCGGCAGCUAUGACAAUCUGCUAGCUAUCUGAUGUCUUCCCACCACGCACAUCGUUGGCAGAAGGAUCUAUGCAUGAGGUGUCGCAGCCAUGCAUCUAACAGUGUUUCAGGCACACUUGCAUGAUGAAUAACUAGUACACUCGAGGCUGUAUUUCAUACUUUUGACUAUCAGCACCUGGCACUAUUUUCUCACCAGUGUUCAUUCAAAAGUGCAUUAUUCAAGUCCGUGUUCCUCUUAACCAAAGUAAACGUGUUCUGUCAAAUGUUCCUGAAAGUCUGUCUGUAAGUGAAACACAUGUAUGUUCAUGUUGAUUAAUGGCAUUUAAAACCCUGUCGUGUUUCAGUUUGUGGAUGGUUCAGUCAGAAUCCGCAGAGGCAUUUUAUUUUGGUGGGCAAAGAUCUGGUCCUCUCAGGUGCUCUCUUUCUAAACGUUACAUACAAACACCAUAGCUUCAAAAAAAAAAAAAAGUACACCAGGUCAUCCUCAAAACAAGCGUACCAAGAUUUACUCAGAACCAGUCGAACCUCCUUUUCUUACAACUCUUUUCACCAAACAAGAAGUUCAAUGUUAUCUUAAUACAUUUUCCACAUUUCUUACUGUUUGAGUUAACCCAGAUUUAAAAGAUUUCUGUGAGACUGUUGCCAUGGUGCUGUGGCGUGAGAGUGGUGGGCGGGAUGAUGUGGGUCAGGUCAGAUUGAUGUCAGAGCAGAGAGCUGAUGAUGUAAGAAAUGUUAACAAUACUAAUAUUUGAUUAUAAAUUAAAUAUUGUAAAUCUUUAUAUGAAAUAAACACUUUUUUUAAAGAA